GCGGUGGUUGGUCCAAAUAACUGUCAGUCACUUUCAGGCUGGUGGCCAUCCCGCACCGCCGUCCGAGUAGUUGCAGCGCCACCGCCACCGGGAAGAGGUUGGAACCGCCUAGACUUGGCAGUCGCCACCAUGCCCAAGAAUAAAGGUAAAGGAGGUAAAAACAGGCGUAGGGGUAAGAAUGAGAAUGAAUCUGAAAAAAGAGAAUUGGUGUUUAAAGAGGAUGGACAAGAGUAUGCUCAGGUAAUUAAAAUGUUGGGAAAUGGACGAUUAGAAGCUAUGUGUUUUGAUGGUAUGAAGAGAUUAUGUCAUAUCAGAGGAAAACUGAGAAAAAAGGUUUGGAUAAAUACCUCAGACAUUAUAUUGGUCGGUCUUCGAGACUAUCAGGAUAACAAAGCUGAUGUAAUUUUAAAAUACAAUGCAGAUGAAGCUAGAAGUCUGAAGGCAUAUGGCGAGCUUCCAGAACAUGCUAAAAUCAAUGAAACAGAUACGUUUGGUCCUGGAGAUGAUGAUGAAAUCCAGUUUGAUGAUAUUGGAGAUGACGAUGAAGACAUUGAUGAUAUCUAAAUUGAACAUGGUUUCUGAGGAUUGUUCUACAAUUUGGAUUUUGGCUAUCACCUGUUAAAAGAAGACUAAAACAUCAUUUAGUAUGAAUGUAUUUUGUUAAGACAAGCUGAUUUAUUUUCAUUGUUUAAAAGUAUUAUAUUUCUCUAAAAACUGAUUUAGCUGAAUUAUUUAAGUGAAAUUUUAUUGUUUGGAUAUAAUGGAACUUAGGGGGGAAAGACUAUAAUACCUGCUGUUAAACAGUAGAGAGAAACGAAGAAGAAAUGUCUUUUCCACUGUGACUAUUUUAUUCUAGUUAAUAGGUGUUUUGAAUAAAUUGCCUUACCAUCAUAGGUUUUGGUAAACCAUGUUCCAGCUAGUAUGUUAACAGAAUCUUUAUGUAUAUUCGAGUUACCUAGAUGUUCUGUAAGAUUUUUGAUAUAAUUUAAGGAAGGUGGAAGUCCACACUUAAAGUCAAGAAAGGGGGCUAUUUUCAUAUUUACGUAGCCAUAUGUAUUUCAUUCUAAGCUUGAUAACUUACACAUUACUUUCAUCAUUUUAUGUUGCCACCAUCAUAAAAGAAAAAGCAUUUCCAAAUUGCAGUUUUAGGACAUCAGUUUAAAUAACAUUUUUCAAUUUGUAAUGUUAGUAGUUGCAAAAAUUCAGGGCUAGGAAACCUGGUUAUCUUUAUAUUUGAAGUAUUGACAUAUAAGUUGGGAGUGUUUUUACUUAAUAUUUAUAGAAAAUUUUUCAAAUAAGAUAGCUCUGAUUGUGAAAUAAGUAGGAUAUUUCUUAUACAGGAAAGGUUAUGGUAACAUAUGUGAUUUAUUGUCAAAGUCAUGUGCAUUGUAACUCAUAAUUUUGGACUUUAUGAGCAAUUAAAUUACAAUGUAUAAUGAAAAACUAAUUUUAUAAUAACUUCCAUAAAGUAAGUUUUUCUUAAACUAUCCCUUAGCUGGGGUAACGGGAACCACCACUGAGAAAUAUAAUAAAAUGUGUUGUUGAGUGUGUUUUUC
This is a messenger RNA of Herpailurus yagouaroundi (jaguarundi), 1556 nucleotides long. Its product is annotated as eukaryotic translation initiation factor 1A, X-chromosomal-like. Gene Ontology annotation, biological process: translational initiation. The transcript is spliced from 7 exons. Bases 130 to 564 code for a protein of 144 amino acids. The record is from RefSeq and is a predicted model, not a curated record. NCBI's taxonomy places the organism in Eukaryota, Metazoa, Chordata, Mammalia, Carnivora, Felidae. Gene Ontology annotation, molecular function: RNA binding; translation initiation factor activity.